Molecule: messenger RNA, 1019 nt
Organism: Eriocheir sinensis (Chinese mitten crab)
Lineage: Eukaryota; Metazoa; Arthropoda; Malacostraca; Decapoda; Varunidae
Exons: 4
Coding region: 10-978 (322 amino acids)
Source: RefSeq, a predicted model, not a curated record
CAGGGUUGGAUGGAGGAACGUCACCAUUCAACACUUGCCUCUCCAGCUCUGCAAUUGAGGAGCAGUAGGAGACGGUUGAUGUUCGCUGUUCCCUAUGGCUUAAGGGGAUUCUCCCGGUUCCAAGGAGCACAGUCAGCACAGGAGAGUCAACAGGGCGCCGGUGAUGUGUUCAUAUUGGGUAAUAUGAACGAGAACUUGGAAUUUCAGAGUUCCUCCUCGAAUCGGCUAUCUGAUGAUACCAGUCGACCAAUAGACUUUCAAAGCACGGUCGGUGAUGCUGGACAAUUCACUGGGUCUUUCCCAGGAACAACGCAGCAGUCCAACGCUGCUCAAUUCUCUGGUCCUUUCGCAGGAUCAGUGCCUCAGUCCAAUCUCUUUGGUGCACAAAGACCAUUCUUUCAGAGACAAACUGGUCUAGAGUCCCAGAGUGGGAAUUUCCAAGCGCAAUUUCUUGGUGACUCGAGACCUUCAGGUCGGUUUACCACCGGUCCAGUCUUUCAGUCACUUGGCUCGGCGUCUUCUGGAUCAAGAAAGAUUAUUGAAGCUCGCCCUGAUGUCACGCUAACCCGCACUGUCACCUUAGACAGGUUUGUUACCACAACAGAUGUUGCAUUCGUGGAGCAGCCCCGCACUGCCACCAUCUUCAGCUUCCUCACGCAUACGGCUGUGACCACUGUGGUUCUUCCCACCCCCGUGGAUCGUAACGUAGUAGUCAGCACGGCGGUGGUUACACGCGCUCCGCUUACUGUCACCGUGACGGACGUCAGAUCUGAAUUCCAGUACGUCACUCGCACGGAGCUACGAUACGUCACCCUGACGCAUACAUCCUACAGUUUCACCCAGGACACCCUUCUCACUACAGUCACUAGAGUGCAAACCAUCUCUACAACGGUGACCCGAACUGAUAUCAACACAGUCACCACAACGUUUACGGAGAAUCGCACCGUCAUUUCCACGGUCUUCCCGUCCUAUUACUAAAUCCCUUUUGUAUUGAUGUGAAAUAUAUAACUACUGUUUUC